Messenger RNA from Exophiala oligosperma, 363 nucleotides. RefSeq lists its product as uncharacterized. The transcript has a single exon. The coding region runs from base 1 to 363 and encodes 120 amino acids. NCBI's taxonomy places the organism in Eukaryota, Fungi, Ascomycota, Eurotiomycetes, Chaetothyriales, Herpotrichiellaceae. The record is from RefSeq and is a predicted model, not a curated record.
AUGAAUCUAGCCUCUCCGGUUCUGUUGGACCCUAGGUUCCGGUACUUGCGUUGGACAACGACUAUAUCACAUCACUCUUCGGUCAGUCCAAUUCAGUCAUUCAGCAAGGACAAUACAAGGUCCAAGCUCAUCUCUCAGUCGUCUGAUGUACGUAGCAGCCGAUUGUCAUUGAGGAUGCUAGUUAGCGUUCUAAUCAGUCAAUGUCGUUCUCAGACCAAAGCCACAAUGGGCAACCGACUCGGUGGCGAGGCUACCGCCAUGUCCGACUUACCAGAAGACGGCCUCGACGCUGAGAAACACACCGCUCACAACCAUGGCGAUCUCUGUCCCACCCGGAGUCGUCGCAAACCCAAACACCGCUGA